UGUCAGUCAUCUUUAUUUCUCCUACUGUAACAUCCAUAGGUACCUUAGUACCUAGUAUUUAAACUUAUUCCCCCUUAGUACGCGUCGUUUGUCUGCCUACCUUACUAUUACAAAACUUUACUGCUUUCCCCCUAUUUCAAACCACAAGAAUAAACUCGUUUUAUUCUGAAUUGGCAACUACUUAAUCAUCGUACCGACAAUGAGUCGGGUUGCUGUCAAGAUGGAUACCGAUACUACCCCCGUCACUGGCGUCGAAGAGCUAGACAAACAUCUGGAUGAGCUAUUGGAAGAUCCAAGCCUACCGCCAAACCCGAAGUUAUUCGACGAUGUAGAGCUUCAGCUGACUGAGGCUAACACUCCGCCUCUAAUUCCACGUCUGCUACCCAAGAUCACCGACAUUCUAAAAAAGUACGAGCAAGACCCGGCCCAUCUGUGUAGCUUAGCCAUCAAGCUUCUCGGUCCCGUAAACUUCACUCAAGUGCUAUCCCUAGCUUCUGAGGAUGCCAUCAUCCAAGCCUUGAGAUCGACUGCUCCUUCCGCCAACAUCCUUGCCAUGACCGUUCUUGAAAAGGCCGCCAACUCACCUGCCGACGCUGCUAUCUUGGCUAUGAUGAACAACGUUAUCACCAACUUCUUGACCCAGUGGUUGAGUGCCCCGCAGGUUGAAGUCGGUGAGAAGGGCGGCAAAGUGUUGGGCGAUCUUUUGGAUGUUGAUUCCGACUCUCGGCCGCCAGAUGGCUUGUCGGUGAACGGCACUGAGAUCGUUGUCAAGAAGCCCAUCGGCCAAGGCUUGAUGUGGCGCAGGAUUUUCCAUGAUCACGACAUAUACGAUGUGAUAUUGUCACUCUGCUCUCAACAUGGGCCCCUUGACAUCCAACAACGAUCUCUUGCCCAGGGUCGUCUACUUCGUGUCUUGCCACGUCUGUCUGCCUUGAAUUUCCGCACCCUCACCUCGACCGACUUUACCGACCUGAACGCGAGGUACGCCAACAUAAAUAGUAAUGCUGGACUGCUGCACUUCGCUGCUUUGCAUAUGAUCGACAAGGAGGACCUGUUAAUGCACCUCAACCUCAUCGACUUCUUCGAAGCUCUCCUAAGUAUACAACGCAUCACCCCGUUCUCCGCCCAAAAGAUCGACACCCUAAAGCAACUUGUGAGAGAAGCUACCGAGCAAGAUAAUGUCUUGAAGGCAGCGAUUCGGAGUCUACCUGAGCGUACGGUGCCCGAGGAAGCAGAAGACCUCGGUCGGUUUGUUGAGCAGGUCCUAGACUUGCAAUAGCGAUGAAGGAGUAUUCAGGUUUGAAAGCAAUGAGAUUUAUUACACCUUGAUUCAGGGGCAUUUUUUCCAGCACUGCUGAUAUAUCAUUGUCACGUGAGCUCCAUGGCCGUAGUGUACAUAUUCAGUCUAAUGUCACGUUCAGUAUUCCUUUACGCAAACAUCUUGUAAUUAAACAGUCUAUAAUUCGCGUGCUGAGAGUAUUGUAUUGUACAUAGGGUAGUUUUAUCGCCUGUAAUACUAAUAAAUACCCCAAGACCAGUG
This is a messenger RNA of Hypoxylon fragiforme, 1540 nucleotides long. RefSeq lists its product as uncharacterized. The coding region runs from base 200 to 1279 and encodes 359 amino acids. The record is from RefSeq and is a predicted model, not a curated record. Lineage: Eukaryota; Fungi; Ascomycota; Sordariomycetes; Xylariales; Hypoxylaceae. The transcript has 2 exons.